Messenger RNA from Oldenlandia corymbosa var. corymbosa, 534 nucleotides. NCBI's taxonomy places the organism in Eukaryota, Viridiplantae, Streptophyta, Magnoliopsida, Gentianales, Rubiaceae. The record is from the annotation of a GenBank genome assembly.
AUGAAAUUGGAGGUGAAAGAAAGACUAUUGAAUGGGGUUUUGGAGAGGAAAGAAACCGAGAGAAAGCAGCUUGGAGAAUUCCAGGGCUCUGUUGAUGAAAAGCUGAAGCAUAUAGCUCUGCGAGAACAGAAUAUUAAGGGUCUGUUGGAGAGAAAAGAAAGUGAACUCAGAUCCCGGGAGGAAUAUUUGGAGAAAAGAAAGAAUGAUCUUGCUUCUUCAGAGGAAUAUGUGCAGAAACGGUUAACUGCGCUUCUAUCAAAGGAGAAUGCGAUCAAUAGUAGGGAACAUGAACUAGAUGGAAAGGCGAAAGAUUUAGAGGAAAGGGACAUUGGUCUAGGUUCGAGAGAGGAAAUUGCGGGGAUUAGAGAAAAGUGGCUGGAUUCCAAGGAGAUGGCUUUGAUGGUUAGGAUAAUUGAAACUGAUUCAAAGGAAAAAUUUUUGAAUGGAAGGGAAGAUAAGCUUCAUAUAGAGGAGAACGUUUUGGACAAUAAGCGAGAGAAACUUACUUCCAAAGAAGAAACUUUGAAGAGAUGA